Messenger RNA from Macrobrachium nipponense, 351 nucleotides. RefSeq names its product kin of IRRE-like protein 2. The coding region runs from base 1 to 351 and encodes 116 amino acids. NCBI's taxonomy places the organism in Eukaryota, Metazoa, Arthropoda, Malacostraca, Decapoda, Palaemonidae. Gene Ontology annotation, cellular component: plasma membrane; cell-cell junction. The transcript has 3 exons. The record is from RefSeq and is a predicted model, not a curated record. Gene Ontology annotation, molecular function: cell adhesion molecule binding. Gene Ontology annotation, biological process: cell-cell adhesion.
AUGAGGACACCAGACAGAGGUGUCUUCAGGCAGGAACAGGUGUUCACCAUCUCUCCACACAGCGUCAGAGUAAACGCCGGAGAGGACGUCUUCCUCGAGUGUGUCAUCCAAAACCAACAGGGUAAAGCACAGUGGACAAAAGAUGGCUUUGCAUUAGGUUUCGAGCGCGACGUCCCAGGUUACCCUCGCCACUCCUACUCGGGGGACCCGAGCAAGGGGCAGCACCAUCUGGUCAUCAAGGGCGCCACCUUGGACGACGACGGCGAGUACCAGUGCCAAGUGGGUCCCACUACUGACACCAGUGCCUUGGCGGCCUCUGCUAACGUCACUGUUAUGGGUGAGGGUCGUUAG